Molecule: messenger RNA, 300 nt
Organism: Rotaria sp. Silwood1
Lineage: Eukaryota; Metazoa; Rotifera; Eurotatoria; Philodinida; Philodinidae
Source: the annotation of a GenBank genome assembly
AUGCCUAUCGAAGUUAUCGUUGCUGGUCUACCACGAACGGGAACAACAUCAAUGCGAAUGGCUCUUGAACAAUUAGGUUUUGUAAAAGUAAUGCAUAUGAAUCCUGACACUGCUGAUCCACAAGUAAUAGCAGCCUGGCGAGAAGUCUAUGCAAAUCAUUUCGAGAAAACAUGGACCAGUCAAGAUUGGCGAGAUUUUUUUGAUAAACGUUUCCCAGAAUAUGUGGCUGGUGUCAAUUCUCCGUUUGCUGAUUUUGCAGUUGAAAUUGCUCAAGCCUAUCCUAAUGCGAAGGUACAUUGA